AUGGCUCCUGCACCAGCUGCAUCCGCCGCCGCCAAGGCCUCUGCGGCUUCGGCCAAGAAGGCGCGCACCACCAGCACCCCAAACCCGAGCGAGCUGAUGGUGGACGCGAGCGUCGACGACCUCGAAGACGAGGUGAGGGAGGGGCCGGCAGCCAACUGGGAGGUCGCGUACGUCUGGGCGUUCGUCGAGCACUACACCAACCACGUCGACUGGCGCGAGACCAACCCGAGCCUGCCCAACGUCAUGACGUUCGAGCAGGCCCUCCUCGACUGCUCGCCGCCGUCGACCUCGUCUACCCGCACGUCGAGCCGCACCAAGCCCAAGCCCUUGUCGGCCGUCGCGCAGCGCGCCGCCCUCGCCAACGGCGGGCGCAAGAACGGCCGGGACGCGUCGCCCGCCGACUCGCUCUCGUCGCUCGAGGACGACGAGGUCGACCCGGACGAGGCCGCCGCCGUCCAGGCCGCCGUCGCCGAGCCGAUCGACCCGGUCCCGCCCGUCCUCGCCGAGGACGCGCCCGUGCCCGAGGCGUCGCCGAUCAUCCGCUCCCUGUGCGAGCUCUUCCAGGACAACCUCAAGCCGAUCAAGGAGCUCACCGACUACCACGGCAAGAAGACGUGGUUCCACUUCAUCAUCAACUUUGUCUCGAACCGGUUCAACUCGGACCCGUACUACCGCGGCGGCUUCCGCUGGGAGACGAACCUGCUGCGCACCAAGGGUCGCAAGCCGGGGCAAGAGACCGAGCAGAAGUUCUGGAUGCUGCGCUGGGAGGACAAGAUCCACCUCAUGCGUAUCAUGGUCGACUACCAGCUCGUCAACGCGCCUGCAGUCCGCGAGAUCAUCAAGGAGAACUACGACAUCGGCAACCAGCGCAUCGCCAAGCGCGACCCCGAGUCGAACGGCCUCGUCGUCCUCCCCGCCGGGCGCACCUCGACCGGCCUCACGCUGUACCACCUCGAUGCCUCGCCGCGCCUGUACGCGUCGUGCGACCCGUUCGAGGCCGACAGCGCGUGGCUCUGCCUCUCGUCGACCCUCAAGGGCUACAAGGCGUUCGUCAAGACGCUCGCGGCGCCGACCAAGGCCGACAAGAAGGCCCAAGCGCUGCGGGGCCCGUUCGCCAAGGCGGCGGCGCAGGCGGCGGCUGCUGCGGCGGCGGCGCAGGCGGGCGACUCGGCCAAGAAGGGCAAGGGCGUCGAGGAGCAGGAGGACCCCAAGGGCGAGGAGAGGGUCACGCGCGCGAGGCUCGAGGCCGACCUGGUCGACAUGAUGGAGUACGAGGCGGCUAUGGACGCCAUUGAGCAGCGCAAGUCGCGCGCCGCCGAGCGCCUCGCCACGCGCGACGCCCGCGUCGCCCGCACGCUGCAGCGCCUGUCGUACCAGGGUACGUCGACGCGCUCGAGCCGGCUCCGUGCGAGGGGCGACACGAGCCGGGUCCACUACGACGACCCGGGCGAGUUUGACGGCGAGACGGCGGCGAGCGAGAACGGCGGCGGCGACGACGACGACGAGCAGCAGGGGCGGCGCAAGCGGCGGCGCACGGGCCCGAGCGGCGCCGAGGUUGACGGGAGCGAGGCGGGCGACGAUGCGGCGAGCGUCGGCGGGAGCAGCAGGCGCUCGAGCGUGCGGCCGUCGGUGCCGGGCGAGCGGCGCUCGAACCGGGUCCGGCUCCGCGACCAGCAGGACGACGACGGCUCGAGCGUCAAGGCCGACGACGCCGACGUGAGCAUGGUCGACAACGCGCCGGCACCGGCCGCUGUCGGCCACGGCGUCAAGGGCGAGGAGGGAGGGGAGGGCGAGGGUGAGGGCGCGGCGCCGUCGACGGUCCCUGCGACGCCGGCCGAGGGCGACGCGCCUGUCGAGCCCAAGCUCGAACGAGCCAACGGCGAUGGCGGUGCGGCGAACGGGCACGGCGGCGACGACAAGCCCAAGCCGAUGGAGGUCGACGGCGCGGCGGCGGCGGCGGUCGAGGCUUGAGCAGCUCGAGGAGGACGACGGUCGCAGGUCUCGACGGCAGCUUUGUUGUGCGGCGCAGCGGGUUCUCUGCAACUCGAGCGUGUCUUUGCUUGUG
Rhodotorula graminis WP1 is the source of this 2065-nucleotide messenger RNA. RefSeq lists its product as uncharacterized. Lineage: Eukaryota; Fungi; Basidiomycota; Microbotryomycetes; Sporidiobolales; Sporidiobolaceae. The record is from RefSeq and is a predicted model, not a curated record. The coding region runs from base 1 to 1971 and encodes 656 amino acids. The transcript has 5 exons.